AAAGUAAAGAAGCAUUUUGAGUGCUAAAUUUAAUUUCUUCAAAUAAUUGUUUUUCUCUUAUUUAGUUUGAAGAAUGGAGGUCAAGAGCAACCACAACAUCAAUGGGAGCACCACCAAUAUUGUACUGAAAAAUGGCAGCAUUUGCAAUGGCAAUGUCAAUGGAAACUCCCACUCCCAUGAGAAUGAAAAUAAGCUUGUAGAGUGCACUAACUCUAUCAAGCCUGGUUGGUUUUCUGAGUUUAGUGCACUUUGGCCAGGUGAAGCAUUUUCACUUAAAAUUGAAAAGUUACUAUUUCAAGGGAAGUCUGACUAUCAAGACGUCAUGCUUUUUGAGUCAGCAACAUAUGGGAAGGUGCUAACUUUGGAUGGGGCAAUUCAACACACAGAAAAUGGUGGAUUUCCAUACACUGAGAUGAUUGUUCAUCUCCCCCUUGGUUCCAUUCCAUGCCCAAAGAAGGUUUUAAUCAUCGGUGGAGGGAUUGGUUUCACAUUGUUUGAGGUCUCUCGUUACCCAACUAUCGAAAAAAUAGACAUAGUUGAGAUCGAUGACGUGGUUGUAGAUGUGUCUAGAAAGUUUUUUCCAUACCUAGCAGCAGGAUUUGAUGAUCCCAGAGUGACCCUUGUUAUGGGAGAUGGAGCUGCAUUCGUGAAAGCUGCUCAACCUGGAUACUAUGAUGCCAUUAUUGUGGACUCUUCUGAUCCUAUUGGUCCAGCAAAAGACUUGUUUGAAAGGCCAUUUUUCGAGGCAGUAGCCAAAGCCCUAAGGCCGGGAGGAGUAGUGUGUACCCAAGCAGAAAGCAUAUGGCUUCACAUGCAUAUUAUUAAGCAAAUUAUUGCAAAUUGUCGACAAGUGUUUAAGGGUUCUGUUAAUUAUGCAUGGACUACAGUUCCUACUUACCCUACUGGUGUAAUUGGUUACAUGCUUUGCUCUACGGAGGGACCAGAGGUUAAUUUCAAGAAUCCAGUGAACUCUAUUGACAAAGAUACCAGCCAUGUCAAAUCUAACGGACCAUUGAAGUUCUACAACUCCGAUAUCCAUAAGGCAGCUUUUAUUUUGCCAUCUUUUGCGAGGGAUUUGAUUGAGUCUUGAUCAAACAAGUGAUGAUGAUUUUAUGCUAUAUUGUACCAAGAUUGGUUGUGUACGGGGGAAACUGUUGAGAUGUUUGUAACAUAAUUUGUAUGUUUGGUAGAUAUGUGGACGAUGAAAUAAAGAAGCUUAUGUCUAUGUAAUUUACUUAAAAUUUAUAAUCAAAUAAAACUGAGGAAUAAUCAUCUGCCAGAAGUGUAACACUGUACAAGAACUAUUGUUGCUCAUAAUUACUGCUUAUGAGUUCGUGGUUAUAUAAAAUCAUAUAAUAUCUUGCAUUAGAGUGUUGCA
Messenger RNA from Lycium ferocissimum, 1378 nucleotides. Its product is annotated as putrescine N-methyltransferase 1-like. The record is from RefSeq and is a predicted model, not a curated record. Gene Ontology annotation, cellular component: cytosol. The transcript has 9 exons. Gene Ontology annotation, molecular function: spermidine synthase activity; S-adenosylmethionine-dependent methyltransferase activity. NCBI's taxonomy places the organism in Eukaryota, Viridiplantae, Streptophyta, Magnoliopsida, Solanales, Solanaceae. Gene Ontology annotation, biological process: spermidine biosynthetic process. The coding region runs from base 74 to 1090 and encodes 338 amino acids.